Pipistrellus nathusii (Nathusius's pipistrelle) is the source of this 363-nucleotide messenger RNA. Lineage: Eukaryota; Metazoa; Chordata; Mammalia; Chiroptera; Vespertilionidae. The record is from the annotation of a GenBank genome assembly.
AUGAGGUCUGCAUUGUUACCAAGGAGUGAUAUGGUUUGCAGCUGUAUGAGCUUAACUUUUGGUAUCCUGGUUCUUUUGUGCCCAUUUGGUUUGACUAGACCAGUUUUUGUGUUAGCUACUGGUGCAAUAUACAUGCUGUCAAGAGGUAGAGUGAAACUUUUUGCCACUGAGGAGAAUGUAGCAAAACAGGAAGAGGAAGAGGAGGAGGAGGAGGAGGAGGAGGAGGAGGAGGAGGAGGAGGAGGAGGAGGAGGAGAAGAAGAAGGAAGAGGGAGAGAAGGAAGAGGAGUCAGAGAUAGAGCUCAGAGUUAGGGAUUUUUUUUUUUCUUUCUUUUUUGUUUUCACUCAGGGUGCCCUGAAUUAA